Molecule: messenger RNA, 2788 nt
Organism: Haplochromis burtoni (Burton's mouthbrooder)
Lineage: Eukaryota; Metazoa; Chordata; Actinopteri; Cichliformes; Cichlidae
Product: 7 transmembrane receptor domain-containing protein
Exons: 4
Coding region: 449-1528 (359 amino acids)
Biological process (GO): G protein-coupled receptor signaling pathway
Cellular component (GO): plasma membrane; neuron projection
Molecular function (GO): neuropeptide binding; neuropeptide Y receptor activity
Source: RefSeq, a predicted model, not a curated record
AAUAAAAACUUGCUACACACGUCUUCACAGCAUGUUGCAAGGGAUACAUUUGUGCGUGCAAAGUGUGCACAUGCGAAGUGAGUGUGGAGCCAGACACAAUAAAGGAGAAUACAUGGGAGGGGGCACUUCUUUUUCUGAGGAUUUGAGGGAGAUAGGUUAUGUAGGUCCCUUUUACUCUCUCCCUCUUUCUGUCACUCUCACUCAGACUGAGUGAGAAACACCAUCUCUCUGCCUGACUCUUCAUACCAGUGUGGGCUUCUGUGUAGGUUGCAAUACGACAUUUGUUACUAGAGAUUUAAGAGCUGUGGCAAGAAAGAAAAGGCGUGAAGCGGGGGGGGAAAAAGGGUAACGGUGAUAGCUAGAAAAUAACCUAAUUUGCUCAAGUGAAGAGAUACCACACAGGGAUUUUCUAAGUGCCUCCAAUUUGCACAGGCUGGCGUGCAGAGACAUGGAUGUCUUCAUGGACAAGGAUUUCAGUAUGACUGGCAACACAAGUCAUGAAACAUCACGAGCAAGAAUAGAAGGAAACAAAGACCAAGGACUCAACCACAGCGACCCCUUGGACAUGUUCAUAGGCAUAGAGCUCCUUCAGCGAUACAAGCCUCUCUUCCUGCCUCUGUACUGCCUUGUAGUGGUAGUAGCUGUUGUUGGAAACUCCUUCCUUUUGGCUUGCAUCCUGGCUGACAAGAAACUCCACAAUGCCACCAACUUUUUCAUCGGUAACUUAGCAGCAGGUGACCUGUUGAUGUGUUUGACUUGUGUUCCGCUGACAGUGUCUUACGCCUUCGACAGCCAUGGCUGGGCUUUUGGAAGACCUUUCUGCCAUUUGGUUCCCUUGCUGCAGUGUGCCACAGUCUUUGCAUCAGUGCUUUCACUUACUGCUAUUGCUGUGGACCGCUAUAUUGUUGUAGCUCAUCCAGUACGGAGGAGGAUUUCUGUGUGGGGUUGCGGUGCAGUGACUUUGGGUGUCUGGCUUUUAUCUUUGGCCCUGGCCGCACCUCCAUCGUACUACACAGACUACCUGGACCUGCGGCCCACGGGCAUUGACCUGGUAGUGUGUGAAGAAUUCUGGCCAAAUAGUGGCAAUCUGCGGCUUCUCUACUCUUGCUUCAUUUUAAUAACCUCGUAUAUGAUCCCACUGCUGUCAGUUAGCGUAUCCUACUGUGCCAUUACUAUCAGUUUGAAGCGUUAUUCAGUGCCUGGGGAGCCAUCAAACAGUCAGCAGCGCUGGAGCCAAAGGAGGAAGAAGACGUUCUCUCUGCUGGUGGCCUCAGUGCUGGCCUUUGCCCUGUGUUGGCUGCCUCUCCAGGUGCUGAACCUGUUGCUGGACUUGGACCCGGACUUCCAUAUUAUGGGCAAGCGCUACAUAAAUGUCUUACAAGUAUGUUGCCACUUAGUGGCUAUGAGUUCUGCAUGUUACAACCCUUUCAUUUAUGCCUCACUGCACAGCAAGGUGCGAAUGCACCUCAAAGGUUAUCUCUGUCCUUGCCAUAACCACCAGAGAAGGAUGGUGGAGAGAUCCAGUUGAACCCACAAUGCGACUGUAGCAGCUCUUGAUAUGCAGAGCCCAUUCUUAUCCGCAAGCUAGCACCUGCACCCCAGCAUGAGCGUUAAUGUCUGAGACAUCCAGGAGAAUACAAUGAGGCUGUUCAAAAUUUAUUUAAACCAUUUUCUUCAUGCUUUACCAGCAUGUUGUGACGUCAUGGCAUUUAGUCCUUUCUUGUAGCAUCUCCAAAGGUAGUAGCUAAAAAAAAACAACUAAAAAAAACACUGCUUACAAAGAAAUCCAAUGAUGGUAAAGAAAAAGAAGACCAGUGAAGAGUCCACUGGGAUCCCUGUGUUGUGCUUAGAUGGCAGUGCUGCAGAGGCUAAGCAGACGCUGCAGCUUUGAAAAGGCCAGCGGGGGUAUAAACAGUAUUCAGCUGUAGCAGACUUAUGCUUGAGGCUGAGAUCAUGGGUGUUAACUCUGGUUACAUGGACCGGUUUGCUUAAACAUUAAACACUUGACUUCAGGGAGCUGACCGUACAGUGAACUCCUCAAACCAGACGUGGAUCAGGAAAAUACUAAUGAUGGUUUUAUGUUGUCCACAGAACUGAAUGUCAUUCAAUUAUUUACAUAUAUUAUUGGAUAACAAAUUGCUGGCUAUUUUUAGGUUUAUUAAACGUAAUUAGGUGGUACAGUCUAAGUGUGUUGUAUGUGUAAAUAAAUAUAUAUUUGUGUUUUUGCAUACAUGCUGUAUGCAUUCUCUUCAUUUUCUGCAGGUCAAAACCACAGUAUAUGCAAUAAUGAUAAAAAUGCAUCUUACUGUAUAUGACACCUUGCAGCAGUAUUGGAAAUCGUCUUCAAUUACAUCUUAUCAAUACCAAAUUAAUAAAGGAUUUACUUGAGUGAGAGCUCAUAGUUAAAUGUUAAGUGCUCUGGCUCUAACUGACAAAAGAGACUGGCACAAUAAUUAAUUAUUAGAUAAUUAAAGCACAGACAAAAACAAUAACUGUAAAGCAUUACUCUGCUGAUGCCGUUCUCAUUGACUUGCCAUCAAGUAUGAUUAAUGCUUUCAUAGGCUGGGUAUGAAGACUCACCAGAGGACAUGCUAAUGUGCUCUAAAUUGCAAGCAAGCAGAAUUAAUUUGUUUCAUUCGGUUAAUUAGAAAGCUAAAAUUUUCAUUGAUGCUAAUUUCUGUCUAUGUAGAUCUGUCUAGAGCUCUCUAUUUGGACAGAUAAAUGAAUGAAUAGAUAGAUAGAUAGAUAGAUAGAUAGAUAGAUAGAUAGAUAGAUAGAUAGAUAGAUA